Phalacrocorax carbo (great cormorant) is the source of this 1125-nucleotide messenger RNA. Lineage: Eukaryota; Metazoa; Chordata; Aves; Suliformes; Phalacrocoracidae. The record is from RefSeq and is a predicted model, not a curated record.
AUGCUGGGUGCUGUCCUGCUGCUGCUGGCACUGGCCAAGCCAGUGUGCCCGAGUCCGGCAGGUGCGGGGAGCCAACGGGCUGAGGUGCUGAAGAGGCUCCUGGAAGUCUUUGGCAUGGAAGACCCUCCGCCCCCCCCGGCUCACUUCAAGCAGCCACCCCAGUACAUGGUGGAUCUAUUCAACACCGUUGCCAAUGCGGACGGGGUCACCAAGAACCCUGACAUCCUGGAGGGCAACACGGUUCGCAGCUUCUUGGAUAAAACUCACGGGGAAAAGAUGCGGUUCCUCUUCGUCCUCUCCAGUGUGGCCAAGAAUGAGAAGAUCCUGACAGCAGAGCUGCAUCUCUUCCACCUCUGGCCGAGGGUCACCGACAGGCCCAAAAGGCACCACGUCUGCCAAGUCAAUGUCUACCAAGUGCUGGAGAACGAGACGGAUGCCCCUGGAGGGAAGAAGCUGCUGGCAGCCAGGCUCAUCUCAUUGCAAGGCUCAGGCUGGGAGGUCUUUGCCAUCACGCAGGCUGUUCGCAACUGGACCGAAGACAAAAGCAGCAACCAGGGUUUGCUGGUGACGGUCCAGGGCCUGGACGGGAGCCCACUCGACCCCCCACUGCUGCAGUUUGCAUCUGGCAGGGACCACCACGAGAGCAAGAAGCCCAUGUUGGUCCUGUUCACAGACGAUGGGCGCCGGGGGGCGUCCCCAGCCAUGGCCAGUUUCCCAGAUUUACAGCCUCAGGUUCCCAUUCUCCCUGCCAAGAUGCCAGUGCCCAAGCUGACUGGGCUGCGCAGCACGCGCUCGCUGAACUGGCUCCAGCCCUGCCAGAGGCAUCCCUUGUCCGUGGACUUUGAGGAGAUCGGCUGGUCCGGCUGGAUCAUCUCGCCACGGGGGUACAACGCCUACCACUGCAAGGGCUCCUGCCCCUUCCCGCUGGGUGAGAACAUGCGGCCGACGAACCAUGCCACCGUACAGUCCAUCAUCAACGCCCUCAAGCUGAGCGAGGGUGUCAGCAGCCCCUGCUGCGUGCCCGACAAGCUCUACUCCAUCAACCUCCUCUACUUCAACGAUGAUGAGAACGUGGUCCUCAAGCAGUAUGACGACAUGGUGGCCGGGAGCUGUGGCUGCCACUGA